UAUUUAAAAAUUUUCAAAACUAUUUGUGUUCGUAGAAAUGCGCUAAAUUCUUUGCUUAUUAACUGCCUUUCUCACUCAUUUCAUUUUUGAAUUAUUUUUUCUUUUUAUUAUUUGAUUUUUAGUUCUCCGAGUCGAAUCGGCUGACUCGGUUGGUGGUGGUUCUCUUCAUCAUCAUCAUCUAUGGCGGGUGAAGGAGAAGGCUUUAUAGGUGGUUCUUCACCACCAUCAUCAUCAUCACCGGAGGACCUCCCACCCUCCCCCAAGAACAGGUUCAAGUUUUUGUGUAGCCACGGCGGCAAAAUCCUCCCCAGACCAGCCGACGGCCACCUCAAGUACGUCGGCGGAGAGACUCGAGUCAUUGCCGUCCCCCGCCAUAUUUCUUUCUCAGAGCUGAAUAAGAGGCUUUCGGAUAUGAUCAGCGAAGGGGAUAACAACAUGGUGCUUAAGUACCAAUUGGGUCCUGAAGAUCUUGAUGCGUUGGUCUCUGUAAGAACAGAUGAAGAUCUAAAGCACAUGUUACAUGAAUAUGAUCGUCAGGCCGAGACUACAGAAGGCUCACCCAAGCUUCGUACUUUCUUGUUCCCUUCACCACCACAACCCGCUCUCAUGGAGUCUCAUUGUAAUAACUCCAUCGAGCAGCGUUAUAUUGAUGCCAUUAAUGGCUUCGUUCGUACAACUCGGAACAAUAGACAACCACCCAAAAUACCUCCCAUUGUUAUAAACACUAGUGCUCCCACCACCUUCACCAUUUCUGCUUGUUCUUCCCCAAACUCCAACUCUCCUGAGCACCAAGCCAUAGAAGGGCAUGAAAUGUUUUCAUCAUCGAAUAAUAAUGGUUACAAUAUGCAUAGAGUUCAAAGCUCUCCAACCCUUUAUCGUUCCAACAGUCCUCAGCGGCUUAGUAGUGCUUAUCGUCCUCAGGCGUAUCACUAUGGCCUUCCUCAACAUAACCACCUUUUGGAUCUCCAAAAGGCUGCUGCUAGUGAGCGGCUGGCGCCGGCUCUGUCGAUGGCGAGAGGUGAGUUCAGAAGAGGGGUGUUCGGUCAUGGUGGUGGUGGUGGUGAUCAUCAUCACUAUUACACGAGUAGGCAUUAUAGAGGGAGUGGUUAUGAUGAUUUUUCUGGUUAUGGUAAUUUUCAUGGGAUUGAUAGAGAUGAGAAUAGUCAUCCUAAGAGUCCUAGAAAGAAAUUUUGGGAGUAGAUUCUUUGUUUUUGUAUAUAAUAGAUGAUUAUUUGUUUGUUUUGAGUAGUGUUAAGGUGUUUGUGUGAUAUGCUAUUUGGUGUAAUGUUGAAUCAAUUCCAUAAAAAAAAAUGGUGUGCCGGGUGAAUUUGAAUCACAAUCACAAAGUUCCAAUGUUUCA
Messenger RNA from Humulus lupulus (European hop), 1360 nucleotides. RefSeq lists its product as uncharacterized. The coding region runs from base 181 to 1200 and encodes 339 amino acids. The record is from RefSeq and is a predicted model, not a curated record. The transcript is spliced from 2 exons. Gene Ontology annotation, molecular function: protein binding. Lineage: Eukaryota; Viridiplantae; Streptophyta; Magnoliopsida; Rosales; Cannabaceae.